Messenger RNA from Corapipo altera (White-ruffed manakin), 5911 nucleotides. It is a transcript of the gene RWDD3, whose product is annotated as RWD domain containing 3. The coding region runs from base 212 to 925 and encodes 237 amino acids. Gene Ontology annotation, biological process: positive regulation of protein sumoylation; positive regulation of hypoxia-inducible factor-1alpha signaling pathway. NCBI's taxonomy places the organism in Eukaryota, Metazoa, Chordata, Aves, Passeriformes, Pipridae. The transcript has 4 exons. The record is from RefSeq and is a predicted model, not a curated record. Gene Ontology annotation, molecular function: protein binding.
GUCCCUCGCUGUUGGCCCUCGUCGCCCAUCCCUGUCCCUGACCCGCCGUGUAUCGGUGCUGCCGCGCUUAGGGCACGGAGCCCAGCGGGCCCUGCUCGGUUAUAGUUAGCGACCUUCGCUGUCUCGGCUGUGCCCAACGCCUGCAGGCACUGGCAGCAGGGAAGGGCCACGCUGGGAAGGGGCUGGCUCUUACCUAGGUAGAUAACCAGAGAUGCAUGGAAUCUCAUUUAGAAUUCAAAUCACUGUGAAAGAACUUCUGGAUACAGAUGUACUUUUAAAGUUGUUAUUUCAUUUACCAGUCAGUUAUCCAUCAACUGUACCAGAUAUUUCUGUUAACUCAGACCAGCUUACAAGGGCCCAAUGUAUGGAUGUGAAAGAUAAAUUACUUGAACAAGCAAAGAAGCAUCUUUCUGAACCCAUGGUACAUGAUCUGAUUCUUUGGAUACAGCAGCAUCUUAAAGAUGUCAUUAAGCAAUCAGCAACAGUUUGCAGUGAAAAAACUACUUCCUCAAAAGGAACAAGUACAGAAGAUGGUAUCUGGAUGCUCCUUUUGCAUUUAGAUCACAUGAGAGGAAAGGCAAAAUACGUGAAAACUGUGGAAAAAUGGGCUUCAGAUCUAAGGCUGACUGGAAGACUGAUGUUCAUGGGCAAGAUAAUAUUGAUUCUUCUUCAGGGUGACAGGAGCAGCAUUAAGGACUAUUUGAUUCUUCAGAAAACUUGUAAGGUAGAUGUGGACUCAAGCGGAAAGAAAUGCAAAGAGAAAAUGAUGAGUGUACUGUGUGAGACAGAAGUACAAUCACAGCAUAAAAGGUUUCAGACGUUUGAAGUCAAAGAAUACUCAACACUGAAGGAGUUACAAAAGGAAUUUGAAACUGCAGGACUUACAACUCUUUUCUCUGAGUUUGUGCCUCCUCUCUUAAAAUAAAAUUAAAAGAAAACAUGGGACCUUUGACCAAAGCAGUAGUUGACUACAGAUGCUGAUGGAAGAUAAAAGGACUAAUGUGGCAAAUGUUGAAGCUUUUCUGCAAAAAGUGCCAGAAGUAGUCAUUCUCUUGCAAGAAGAAGGCAAUUCAUACAUUAAGACUCUGUUUUGCAGUCCCUGUUUUUCAAUAUUUUGUUUCUUCUCUCUCAUGGUAGAGUUUGUUGAUAAUGGUCUGCUAGAAAGCAUGAUUAAUUUUGCUUUGGGAGAUUAUAUGAAGAUAUUUCUGUAUAAAAACAUAGCAAACACAGAUUUCAAUAUGUAAGGACAGCAUAUAAUUAAUAUUCCUUAGGAGUUCAUUUGCUAACUUUUCAUUCUCCAUUUAAUUGACUGUAAAUGCUAGACUAUUGAUUUGAAGAAAAAACUUGUGUCCCUUUGGCCCUGAAAAAACUUAAAGUGUCUUUUUGAAUGUUAGUUUUAAUUCUAAAAUGUAUAAAAACACCUAACUGGAGAAUUUAAAUUCAUUAAAAAGCUAAGGUAAAGCCAAUGGUAAUAUUUGCUUUGAUAUUUUACAGAUUUCUUUUUGCAUUUUAUCUGGUUUUACUGUCUGUGCAUCUUUAUAUAUCUUGAUUCAAUUAAACUGUCAGAGCAGCAUAUAUACAGACUUCUGUCUCUCAAGACUUUGGUCAAGUUUUCUGGUUUGGUGGGGUUUUUUUGUUGUUGUUUGUUUUUUUGUUUGUUUUGGUUUUUUGUUUUGUUUUGGAUUGGUCACUGGCCUUGGCCAGCUUAUAGUUGUUUUUUUUUAAUCAGUCUGUGUUUUACAUUUACAUUUACAUUAGUAUAAUGUUACAAAUUAUGUACAUAAUUUUAUAAACUUUGCAAGUUGUGCAAGUUCUGUUUGCCUAGGGAGAAUUGGAUACUUAUUUCUUACAAUUAUUAAUGUCCUUUGGUUUCUGUUUUACCUGAAACUGUUCUCUAGCCAGGCUAGAUAAAUUAUCCAGUAAUAAAAAUUUUGCAGCCAUGAAUUUCUCAGUAACUAGCAAUGUCAUUUCAGUUGGUUUUAGCAUGUAGCUAAACAUGUGCUUUACUGCUCUCUAAAACUCACUCCUAGAAACCAACUGUCUCAUGUAUUCUUUGUAAACUAAACAGAUUUGAUCAAUCCAGUAUAAAUUAAUUUACUUCCAUUGUACUGGGGGAAGAUCAGGACACUUUGGUUAGUUUCUGUCCUGGAAAAUUAUUAUGUAAGAUAUGAUUUCCAGUUUCAUACUCAGACCAUGAAAUCAUACCUCUUUCUUUAUAUGUUCUGGAAAAGCAAACUCGUAAGACUUUUAGGGUUUACUUUUUUUAGGGUUUUUUUUGAGAUAUCAGAUGCAUAAGGGGUUGUAGACGAUUAGAGAGUUUCUGAAGUUUCUAAGGAGUUUGGUAAUUUUCCUAAUAGAGAGUGUCUCAAAUAUGUAUGUUGCAUGUUAUUUUGUGCACUGAUGCUUAUUUAAUGAGAUAAUAGCAAAAGUUCUUCUUAAUGAGCCUUUCAUGCUUAGCACUUGUAAUACUUUAGGCACAGUAGAAAACAGACUGGGUUGAACAGGUUUUACAAAUCUGUUUUGUAUUAUUUUGAAAUGGCUUCCUGAGAGAUAGGAAUCUAAUUUUCCAUUAUUUUAAAUGCAUGUGAAGAUGAAUUCUUACUGUUAUAAAGAAGAAUGAAACAGAAUUCUCUUUAAAAUAUUAAAAUAACAUAUAUUUUAAACUACAGUUUCCAGAAUUGAGCUGUUCUCAGGUAAAAUAGCUAUGUUGAAAAACUCUGUGUCAGUGGAGUAUAGUCUUGAAAAGAUGCCGGGGGUCUCUCCUUAUGCUAUGCGGAUCUGACAAGUAUCAAACCCAAGAAAAGGCCUAUGCAUGUACAGUACGAAAACAUAAUCAGUAUCUCUCUGCAAAACUAAAUGUUGUAAGAUUUUGCCAGAAGGAUUUCAUGUCCUAAGCCAAAUCUUUACUUUAAAACCCUCCAAAUUUCUGGAACAAGAAUAGUAAGGUACUUUAGCACAACCCAUAUCACAAUAUUUUGCCAUUAAAAUCUGCCUGGGGCCAUAUCCAACAUGCAUAUAAAUCUGUUGUAUAUGCUUUCUGUUGAUUUUGGGAAUAGGGUUGAAUAGCAUACCUACUCAUGUGAUCUCAAAUUGCAUGUGACUUAAAAAAUAAUUGAGGCAUAAGUUGUGGUCAUCUUUCUUGCAAGAUUAGAUGCAGACUCACUAAUUCUUUUCUCCCUGCAGAAAAGUCACUGUAAUUAGCUGCACAAGAAAAGCUAUUUGUAGGGUCAGUGGUUGCCAGUUGCACUUGAAUAUAAACUGAUGUAUUUUCUUGAGUUUUAUUGCCUGAUGCCUUCUUGGUCAACUGUUUGGCCAGAGCUGGCAUUCUCAAACAGCUAAUUAAAAAAACAGAUAAAAAGAGCAAAUGAGAAUUGGGUAAGUUGUAGCUCUCCUAAUCUGCGCUCAUCUUUCUGCCAAAUGAAAUUGUAAGAAGUUAGAUGAUUUCUAUAUUUCAGGAGUUGUAAAAUGCAGUUUAUACAAUGGAUUUUUACCAUAGUUAAAUUUGUUACUCACUAGCUUACAUUGGACAAAUCCACAAGUUCGGUGUAGGAAAGGACUGCAGGUUUUUUGCUUGGUUUGAUGUGCUUCAGGAGAAUUACAAAUCUGGUCAGCUUGAUACUGUUCAGACAGCAGAGAACAUGAAAACUGAUGUCAGUCUGAUUCUGUUAAAGCAAAUGCUUUUGCCUACCCAUCAGUCAGUCACUUAUUUUGAAGGGUAGGAGGAUAUCUUCUGUUCAGACGAGUAAACAAUGUUCUUCAAGGCUGUUCUUUUGGAAGGAUGUUGCAGCUGUCUGUUAACUGAUGGUUUGCUUGCAUUUAUUGUAAAAAGAGAUGGGAAAGCCUGUGAGCCCCUGGGGCACAAAAGUCGUCAAAAUAGGUACUGUGGUGCAUGUUCUGCCCUCCAAGGGAACUGAAGCAGACACAGAAGAAGAACAAAACAUGCAGAUACAGAAAAACAAAAUGCAGGGAAAAGUCAAAACUCUUGAGCGUUGUUAAAGAAUGCCUAUCAGAGUUUAAAAAGUUUGUGAAGUGUAUGUAACUAUCAGAAUCUGACAAUUCAGUUGCAAAGAAGAAGAAAUCCACAAAUCAAAAAUGAUUUAACAAAUAAGAAGCUAGAUUUCUUCUGGAUAUUGUUUUAUAAGUAGUUCUUCAAAAUGCAUGGUUAGUAAAGCCUUGUUUCUGGUGGCCUAUCUUGUUUCUAAACAAUAGCACACAUGAAGCCUUCCCUGCAGAAGAUAGAUUCCUGAUGGUAUUCUCCCAGGUGGGUUCCCGAGUGCCUGAUGUUGAUUGUGCAUAAAUUGAUUAUUGUUUGCAUGAAUCUUUAGAGUAUGAAUAGCAUUUCUUCAGCUGUUACCUCGUUCAUCAAAGUUUUAGGUACUUGGUUUCUUUCAGGUUGUUAACCUCUCAUUUUAAUUGAAAUGAGUUAAAUUAAAAAGUUCUGGGAGAACUUCAUAGUGUAAAUAUGCAUGCUUCUGUACAGACAGCAUAGAUAUGUAACCAUAGUUUCCUUUGAAAAUCAGGCUAAAAUGAAAGAUGUUGCAAUAGGAUUGACAACUUGAAUAAUCAAGUUUUUAGGACAAAAGUGAGGUUUGUUUGGUCUUUUUGAAUACCUUGGCGUAUUAAGUGUAAAGAAAACAAAAAAUGGGUUAAGAAAACAAGAAAGAUCUAGAGGAGGGAAGUGACUUUAAUGGAGGACAUAAUCAGUAUUAGGAAUUCACCUGCUUUUCAUAUUUAGUCUCAUUAAUUCCUGCAGCACCUCUGACUCUGAUUUGUUAUUUGAUGUUGGAGGAAGGACAGGACACUGUACAAACUCAUAUACGAAAAUCCUUGGCAUAAUCAAUUAAAAAUAAUUGAAAGUAGUUUUGAUUGUUUUGUGAAUAAGGCUGAUUUUUGCAGGUUUGUGGUUUGUCUCAUUUUCCUAUAAUAAGAUCAUUUGUCUCUUAUUUCUGACCUACAAAACUCAGAUUAGUAUAAAUUAUAUGCAGAAAUACUGUAAUGAACCUAAAGAAACUUCAUAGUGGAAAAAAUAUUUUGUUUAUGUUGUUUCCCUUAAAAAUAGUUUAAUAAACCCUGCAUAUAGGUGAUUUAAAACCGAGUGUCCCUUGAUUUGUUCAGCUUUAUCUGUGAAAAUACAAACAUAAUCAUGUUAUAGUACAGCUGAAAUAAGAUGAUGAAAGGUUGCACUCACUGUAUUUCUGCCAGAGUUUGAAACUGAAAUUGCUUAUAUUAUGAAAUAGUGCAAUUGCUGGAAUCAACUUUCAUAUAUCUUAUAGUAGUAUUAAGCAUUAUCAUCCUGUCUUUUAGUGCAUAACACAUGCAACACUGGCAACACUCUGUUCUGGCUUUAUAUUUUCUAUGUGUACAUAUUUUUAUGUUAUCUUAUGCAAGAGUUAUGAUUAUUUAUAUUAAUUAUAGACAUAAAUGGAACUUGAAAUGUGAAUAUGGCAAUGCCGUUUUGCAGCUGUUGUUCUGUGCUGUGUUCACGUAUUGGCUUUUGUAUUAGUUUGUGCUGUCUAACUUCAAAGUAUUAACCCACAGUGAAGAGAACUCUUCAGAAUGACAGAAAAAUUUGCCUAAAAGACAUUCAUUUAAGGAAUUCUUUGGACUCUAAAAAUGAAUACCUUAAUACUUGCAGUUAAUUAUGCAUUCAGAUACUUUAAUUUUAUGCUAAUAAGUUAACAACUGCUGCACUUAUUUUCUUUGUGUUUCUUAAUGUAAUACCUGUUAUCUGUUUGUAUCUUGCAUUAGAACAUAGCUGAUCAUGAAAUUGGAGUCAAUGUUUUAUUAGUAUUUCCCAUUCUAAAUGUCUAUGAUUCAUUAUAUGUGUGCAUUGUUAUCUAUUAUAACGUGAAUGCAAAGAGCUAUUUUAGGAUGAAACUUGAUACAAAAGAUCUCUGCAUGAGAACCAUAA